AUGACUGGUUCAACUCCAAAAUUGUGGCUCAAUUGGUUGGCCUUAGCAGAAUGGUGGUUUAACACAAACUACCACACUAGUCUCAAGAUGACUCUGUUUCAGGCCUUAUAUGGUUACACUCCACCUCACUUGGCAUUUCCAGUCCAAGCUACUACUUCAGUUGCUGUUGUUCAUGACUACCUCCUGGAGAGAGAUCACAUGAUCCAAUUACUUAAGGAAGACCUCUCUAAAGCUCAGCACAGGAUGAAACAUUUUGCAGAUAAUCAUAGAACUGACAGAUCCUUUGUAGUGGGAAAUUGGGUAUUUUUGAAGUUGCAACCUUAUAGACCGUCUUUUGUUGCUCUGAGAACCAAUAUGAAGUUGUCUGCUAAAUACUUUGGGCCAUUUGAAGUGUUACAGAGAAUUGGAAAUGUUGCUUACAAGCUCAAACUACCAGUAGAGUCCAGAAUUCACCCAGUUUUUCAUGUGUGUCAACUGAAGAAAAAGGUAGGCCAACAUAUUACCACUACACUGCCACCAGUUGAUACUUCUGGUUCUUUCAUAGUUACACCAAUAGCAGUUCUAGAUUCCAGACAUAUUCUCAGGGGCAACAAUACAAUUCUACAAAUACUCAUACAGUGGGCUAGAGCUCCUUCAGAAGAUGCAACAUGGGAAGAUGCCAACCACAUUCACUCACAGUUCCCAGAUUUUAUCCUUGAGGACAAGGAUCUUCCAAAGGAGGGGGUAUUGUCAUAUAACUAG
Papaver somniferum (opium poppy) is the source of this 741-nucleotide messenger RNA. RefSeq lists its product as uncharacterized. Lineage: Eukaryota; Viridiplantae; Streptophyta; Magnoliopsida; Ranunculales; Papaveraceae. Bases 1 to 741 code for a protein of 246 amino acids. The record is from RefSeq and is a predicted model, not a curated record. Gene Ontology annotation, molecular function: nucleic acid binding. The transcript has a single exon.